GGGUUCGGCGCGAGUGUUAGUUUUGUUGAACAAAUGUGUAACAACCUCCAGGCUCUUCAGGCCCCGUGUAAAUAGAGGCAGGAGCGUCACCUGUAUACGAACUAUUGAUGAGGCUCAGCGGAGGAUUCAAGUCAGCAUCCGUCAGACGCAGCCAUGACUGAGGGGACUCAACUUCGGAGGAGAGGGGGCCCCUACAAGACCGAUCCGGCCACGGACCUGAGCCGCUGGAGGCUGGCUAACGUUGAGGGCAGGCAGACGUGGCACUAUGUGGACGAAGAGGACACACCAGACAGAGAGCAGACCAUGCUGGAGGCCCACUCAGUGGGUCUGGACACGAGUAAGUUUGUGCCUGAUUCCCCAGCAGCUCAGACUGCCUGGGAAGCUGUGACGAAAGGGAUGCACUUCUACAGCCAACUCCAGGCCGAGGACGGUCACUGGGCUACGGACUACGGGGGUAUCCUCCUCCUGCUCCCUGGUCUGCUCAUCACAUGCCACGUGGCUAAGAUCCCCCUGGAUGAGCCCUUUAAGAAGGAGCUGGUGAGACACUUGCGUUCGAUUCAGCUGCCGGAUGGAGGCUGGGGUCUCCACAUUGAAGAUAAGUCCACGGUGUUUGGCACAGCCCUGAACUACGUCUCCCUGAGGAUCCUGGGAGUCGGUCCAGACGACCCAGACGUGGUUCGGGCGAGGAACAACCUGCACAGCAAAGGUGGCGCCGUUAGGAAUCCAUCCUGGGGUAAAUUCUGGUUGUCUGUUUUAAAUGUGUACAGCUGGGAUGGAAUGAACACACUCCUACCAGAGACAUGGCUGCUGCCAACAUGGUUGCCAGGACACCCGUCUACGUUGUGGUGUCACUGUCGCCAGGUUUACCUGUCGAUGAGCUACUGCUACGGUGCCAGACUGGCUGGGGAGGAAGACGCUCUGGUCCUCAGCCUCAGACAGGAGCUGUAUGUCCAGGACUAUGACACCAUUGACUGGCCGGCUCAGAAGUACAAUGUGGCGCCAACCGACCUGUACACACCUCCCAGCAAAGUGCUCAUUAUCGCCAACAUGUUCUUUAAUACGUAUGAAGCCUACCACAGCACCACCGUGAGGAGGUGGGCCCUCGAGGAGAUGUACGAUCACGUUGUGGCUGACGACCGCUUCUCUCAGUAUCUCAGCGUCGGGCCGCUCUCCAAGACCCUUAACAUGCUGGUUCGCUGGCAUGUGGACGGACCCUCCUCUUUGGCCUUUAAGGAGCACGUGAAAAGGAUUUUAGACUUUUUCUGGUUGGGUGUCGAUGGGAUGAAAUUACAGGGGAUAAAUGGAGCUCAGAUUUGGGACACUGCCUUCGCCGUACAGGCCUUUCUUGAGGCAGGAGCUCAGGACGACCCCAAAAUGGCCAAGUGUCUGGAUGAUGCCCAUCACUUUUUUACCAUCACACAGGUGCAUGAUAAUCCUCCCGAAUACGAGAAGUACUUCAGACAGAUGAACAAGGGAGGUUUCCCCUUCAGUACCCGUGACUGUGGCUGGAUCGUGUCUGACUGCACGGCCGAGGGCCUGAAGUCCAUGAUGCUGCUGGAGGAGCUCUGUCCCGUCAUUAACCAGCGUGUCCCUCCCCAGCGUCUGUACGACGCCGUCAACGUGCUGAUCAACAUGAAAAACGCAGACGGUGGAUUUUCCUCGUAUGAAACUAAGAGAGGAGGGAAAUUCCUGGAGCUGCUCAACCCUUCUGAAAUUUUUGGUGACAUCAUGAUCGAUUAUACCUACGUGGAGUGUACCUCUGCAGUCCUGCAGGCUCUGAGUGUUUUCCACAAAGCCUACCCCGACCACCGCACUGAGGAGAUAAGGUCCAUCCUGAGAGAAGGACUGAACUUCUGCAGCAGGAUUCAGAGGCCUGAUGGAUCCUGGGAAGGGUCCUGGGGAGUGUGCUUCACGUAUGGAAUGUGGUUUGGCCUCGAAGCCUUCGCUUGCAUGGGAAAAAUCUACAAGGACAACGACGCCUGCGUAGAGGUCCAGAAAGCGUGUCGGUUCCUGCUGGACCGGCAGAUGUCGGAUGGAGGGUGGGGGGAGGACUUUGAGUCGUGCGAGCAGCGGCGCUACAUCCAGAGCAGCGCUUCUCAAAUCCACAACACCUGCUGGGCUCUGUUAGGACUGAUGGCUGUCAGGCAUCCGGACCGACGGGCCAUAGAGAGAGGAGUCCAGGGCCUCAUCCACAAGCAGCUUCCCAACGGAGACUGGCCACAGGAGAACGUUGCAGGUGUGUUCAAUAAGACCUGUGCCGUGAGCUACUCCUCCUACAGGAACGUCUUCCCAAUCUGGACCUUGGGCCGCUUCACAACGCUUUACCCCACCAGUCUGUUAGCGGGGAAGGUCAAAGCUGCAGCUCAACAUGCGACGGGAGGAGACGACUGAAUGAAUCCAACCGAAACCACGUUCAUUUUUUUUUUUUUUUUAUCUGAACUGACGUAAUGAACGGACUCAUUUGCUCCUCAGCUGUGAUUUCAGAGAUUCUGUGAGGUACAGUAACGCAUUUUAAUCUUUGAGUUGUUAUUCAUUCCUCAUUAAUGUGUGUAUUGUAUGUGAAUCACUUAUGUUUGGGAUUAACAAGUUAAGCAUUUAUUCUAAAAAACAAAAGGCUUUUUCUAUGUUAUUUCACCUGAGUGAGUCUCAGUUUGUGUAACUUCCUGAACUUUCUUCACAUUCUUUUGAUCAGAUAGAAAAUAAGUCUUUGCACAAAUGUGAGAACUGUCACCACUGCUGAGCCAAAUAAAAGGAAACACGUAUCCAAACUGUGCAGACUGC
Messenger RNA from Mugil cephalus (flathead mullet), 2781 nucleotides. RefSeq names its product lanosterol synthase-like. Gene Ontology annotation, molecular function: lanosterol synthase activity. Gene Ontology annotation, cellular component: lipid droplet. NCBI's taxonomy places the organism in Eukaryota, Metazoa, Chordata, Actinopteri, Mugiliformes, Mugilidae. The record is from RefSeq and is a predicted model, not a curated record. Gene Ontology annotation, biological process: cholesterol biosynthetic process; triterpenoid biosynthetic process. The coding region runs from base 154 to 2391 and encodes 745 amino acids. The transcript has 22 exons.